Effrenium voratum is the source of this 3948-nucleotide messenger RNA. NCBI's taxonomy places the organism in Eukaryota, Dinophyceae, Suessiales, Symbiodiniaceae. The record is from the annotation of a GenBank genome assembly.
AUGACCCCGAGGCCCUUCACCUCCACGGACUUGGCCCGCUUCGCCUUGCCGCUGCUCUUCCUGGCGCUCUUGUCGAGCUUCGACGUGGCGGCCAGCUACAUGUACUCCCGAGGCACCAUCUCCUCCAGCCCACGGGUGGCUUAUGUGGGUGUGGCCUUGCAGAUCGCCCCAAUGCUGGUGCUACUCACCGCACCCCAGGAGCACAUGGACAGCGCCAACUCGAGCUCCAGCAGCGCAGUGCUGAAAGGCAUGUCCUUCGGUGAGGCGGCCUGCGGCCUGGACUUUUGGCUCCUUUGGCUGAUCCAGUUUGGCCUCUUUGGCGCUGGGGUGGCCACCAACCAAAACCUCGCCUUGAUCUUGGAGAGCGCCCACAACGUUUCCGCCGCAGGGCUGGGGGUCGCUUUGUUCGCGUUGAGCUCCUCGCUGUCCCGGGUGGUCACCGGCAUUUUGAGCGACAAGUACAAUGCGCACUUCAGUCGCUUCAAUUGGAUCACGUCCCUGACUUGUUUGGCUGCUUUGAGCCAGUUUCUCGUGAGCGCCAUGGACGUGUCCAGCAUUCUGCUCGGGACCUUGUUGAUGGGCCUCUCCUUUGGCUCCUUCUUCACCAUCAUAGUGCCCCUGGUCAACGAGAUGUACGGCGGGCUGCACUUCGGGAAGCUCUGGGGCACGCAGCUGGCCUCCCAGGCUGCGGCCGCUUUGUCCAUAUGCUGCGCCAUGAUGCCGUCCUUCUACCGCAAGGCGGCGGCCGGCGAGGAAGUUUGCUACGGGGUAUGGUGCUACAAGACGUCCUUCCUGCUGCUUGGAGCAUUGAACGCCAUCGGCUUUGCGGCCGCGGUUCUCUUGCAGGUGCGUCUGGCACAUCGUCAGGCCUGGGCGCCCGACGCGAGGAGCGAGACUCGCAUCACCUCCGUGGUGAUGGCUGCGCUCUUGCAAGACACAGAUAGCUGGGACCAGGCCACUCGCGUCGCCUAUGGCCGCUCUCUCCUUGUACCGCUGCGGGAGGAGCUGUGCAGGCCGACUGGGCAAGGCGUCAAGGUGGCGAAUAUCGAUGCAGCCUUUCUGAAGCAGGAGGCGCGGAGAUAUCCCUUGGCCUGCCUUGCCGCUUCCACUCUGUCGCUGGCGGCCGCCGGCUCAGCACCCAUCGAGCUUUUACCUAAAACGGCGAGGCCUUUUUCGAUGGGAGCUGAAAAGCGGAUCGUGCACUUGACAUACAAGCCGCUGGGAAAGUGUCUCGACCUGCGGGAAGCGAAGGGCACCGAGCAGCUGCAAGCUGUCCUUGCAGACUGUGACUUUGGCAGGCUGCUAAGCAGCCAGAUGUGGGUCGUUGAUCGCGACGAAGGCGUGAUCAGGAACAUCCUGCACCGGAACAAGUGCCUCUUCACUUUGCAGUUUCAUGAGCUUGCUCCCUUUGGAGCCUCGUCAUGCAAGCCUUUCAGCACAGGCGGCAUUUGGGGCUUCACGCAGCAGGGCCAGCUGGUCACACUCACAGAUGGUCAUGCAGCUUCGUCGUAUUGCGCGGUGCCAAGACCUGGGACGGAGGAGAACGCUGAGCGAGAGCUGGUGCUACAAGCGUGCCUCAGCGCAGCGAGCCCAACCACUCAGAACCAGUGGCUGCCCGUGGACGCCCUGGCCGUCGCGGGCAUCGCUGCCAUGAAGCGGCGCCGGCCUGGGGAGGCGAUCACGGCGGAAGCGAUGCGACGUAAGGCCGCAAUGAAGGACAGCGCAGGCGACCUGAUGACCUUGACAAACCUGGUUCACAUCAUCGACACCAUGAAGUCGACGCCGGAGCACUUUUGGUGGACCGUUCGCGGCAUGUUCUCUGCACUGUCACCGGACUGGGACAAGUGGGAGGAAGUCUUCUCGUUCGAACGCUUCCUCAUGCACUGGGGCGAUGACAGCGCAGUGCUGGGGACUUCGAUCGUGGUGAACCUGUUGUCCAACAUGGCCUUUGCAGGCAUGAACUUUAUCUAUGGCUCUACGGGCACGGACUUGUCCUUUUUCGACGGCAAGUGCCAGCUUCCCUUGCAGCUGUUUACGAAGCAGCAGCUCAUUUGCGACCCCUCGCCUGAUAGAAGAAGGCCGGGGUGCACCUUCCAGAUCCCAGACUACUUUGAGAGCACCAAGGUGGUGUCCCUCUCAGACUACGCUGCGUCCUGGACUGCGGGCCCCAUGUUUCGUAGUUUCGAGACGCUCUACACGGCUGCUGAGGCCCCGAGCUGGGAGGAUGGCCAUGGUCAGCAUGCCGUGAUGCGCAUGGCGGAGAAGGGCCUAGCGGCGGCGCGCGCGGCAGGCCUUGAUCCAAACAAAGCUGCAGCAGAUGUGGGCCCAGGCACGCGCUUUGCCUUCGACCUCGAGGGGCUGCUCACCGUGCUGCAAGAGGGCUUCUAUUGGUCAACCCUAUCCCACAAGAGCUAUGCCUCCAACGGGGCCUUCGGCGCCAGCACUUUGGAGGUUAUGCUGCAGGCCGGCGAUCGAGGGAGUGACGUGCUGAGCAUCCUGAUGUCUGAGUCUCAACUGGGCAUGCACCUCACGGUGGAUGGUUCUCUCCUCGUUGCGGACUUGACGGACCUCGAAAGGUACCAGCCGCUGCCCGGCUUCGCACCGCUCGGUGGCAAGGCCGUUUUCAGCGUGGAGGGCGCGAAGCUGAAGACGGUUCGGCUGGAGUACAACGGCACGGUGUACGACACCUCCCAGGACCCACUGGCAGAUGCCGUGUUCGAGCGGAGCGUGCUGAAAGGGCGGCUCUUUGCGGAGAAAGCCAUCAUCGCCUCUCUGCUGGCCAAGACGCAGUUGCUCGUCCAUGUGAGGACCAUCCACAUGGAGCUGGCGCCGACCCUUCAGGCCGUGACUUUGCGCGCGUUGAAAGGCUUCAAGCAGCAUCCUUUGCGCCAGUUUCUGGAGCCUUUCAUCACCCGCAACAUUCAGGCCACCAACAACAACCUCAAGCUUUGGUUCGAGUUCCGCGCAGCGGAGUUCGGCUUGGCGCCUCUCAGUGUGGAGGAGCAGAUGAAGCUUAUCGCAGCUGACUCGGAGAAGGCGCCUUUGAACCUGGCUGACAUGGACAUGGAGCACCUGGCGGAGGUUCGCGGGUGGGCUGCCUUGGGCUGGACACCGCGGUGGUACCAGCGCGCUCUGAAGGUCCAGAGGCUCUUUGACACCCUGAUCCGGGAGUGGGCGCAGGGAGCCUUCGAAGGAGAUGACCGCGACCUGCAGCAAGACGAGGGCGUGAACCAGUGGUGGGAGCAGAUCUUUGCCUUCAUGCCGUCGCUUCAGCUGGCGGCCAAAGGCUCUCAGGCUGUAGCUAUGGGCAGUUUCCUCGCGAGCGCUGAAUGCGCUGAUGCGGACGGCGCGGGCCCGGGCGCAAGUCCGGACGGCGGAAGCCCGGAUGUGCAGCAGGUUGUUUCUCCCCGGCAGACGGCCCUGGACUGCAAGCAGUUCCUGCGUGAGGCCAACGGCCGGCUCUCAGACUUCUAUGAGCGUGUGAGAGACCUUGGGGAGGGUGCCUUUGGUGAGGUGUUUCUGGCGCGGCAGCGCAUUUGUGCGGGCAGCGGGGCGGAGCGCCAGGGCCGGCUUUGCGCGGUCAAGCGGGUGCGGAAGCCAAACGUGGCAGCCGGCCUCGACGAGCCGGGCGCGGACUCGGAGGAAGCGCUCCAGGAAUUCCGCGUGGAGGUGGAGCUCAUGAAGUCCCUAGACCAUCCCUCUAUCUGCCGGCUCUUGCAGGUCUAUGAGGAUCCCAAGAACUUGUACCUGGUCAUGGAGCACAUCCCGGGGGGUGAGCUCUUCGACCACGUGGUGGACCGGGGGCAUUUGAGCGAGCACGAGGCAGCGCGGGUCAUACGUCAAGUGGCCUCGGCCUUGGCGUAUUGCCACCAGCAUGGGGUCGUGCAUCGUGACAUCAAGCCGGAAAACAUUUUGGUGGCGGCAGAGGAGGAGGAGACCUCUCCGUGA